Messenger RNA from Pediculus humanus corporis (human body louse), 381 nucleotides. RefSeq lists its product as uncharacterized. Lineage: Eukaryota; Metazoa; Arthropoda; Insecta; Psocodea; Pediculidae. The record is from RefSeq and is a predicted model, not a curated record. Bases 1 to 381 code for a protein of 126 amino acids. Gene Ontology annotation, biological process: adenylate cyclase-activating G protein-coupled receptor signaling pathway. Gene Ontology annotation, molecular function: G protein-coupled receptor activity. The transcript is spliced from 2 exons.
AUGUGGAUAAAAGGUUGGAUUUCAUUGGCCGCAUUAUUGGGCAUAACUUGGCUUUUUGGUUUUGCAUUUACUCAUUACAAUCAAUGUGCUUAUUGUUUUGUUAUAUUAAACGGACUCCAGGGCCUUUUCAUAUUUAUAUUUCGUUGCGUUUGCAACGUACAAUAUCGAAACGCUUUCGUACAAAAAUUUAAAUCAUUAUAUCCAAAUCGUAAAGAUUUUAAUUAUAAUAAAAACAAUUCGAACGUGAAAUCGGAGAGUAAAGUUUUUGCAUUGACGCAGAGUAAAACGAUCGGUAAGUUUUUUUAUUUUUUAUAUUCCUUGUUUUCUCUCGUAAUAACAGUAAUGAUAAUAAUAAUAAUAAUAAUAAUUUUAUUAAUAUAA